This is a messenger RNA of Psammomys obesus (fat sand rat), 4730 nucleotides long. RefSeq names its product endothelin receptor type A (gene Ednra). NCBI's taxonomy places the organism in Eukaryota, Metazoa, Chordata, Mammalia, Rodentia, Muridae. The record is from RefSeq and is a predicted model, not a curated record. The transcript has 8 exons. Gene Ontology annotation, cellular component: membrane. Gene Ontology annotation, biological process: regulation of blood pressure; enteric nervous system development; G protein-coupled receptor signaling pathway. Gene Ontology annotation, molecular function: endothelin receptor activity. Bases 385 to 1665 code for a protein of 426 amino acids.
GGAGCCUGGGGAGGAUCGCGGGAGGCGUGUUUCUCCGGAGUUUGCUUUUCCUCGGGAGCCUCGCGCGCGCGCGCACCGAUGCCUCUGGUCUGGCGACGGGGCUGAGGAGGUGGCGAGCCUCUCUCUGAUCCACCGGACCAUCGCCGGAGGUUUCGGGCUGGGCAAGAUCUCUCCGCAAGGAGCCGGGCUCUGCCGGGGAAGUUUCCCCCAGCCGAGGCAGUGCUGCAGCCCCGGCCACCCGCCACCCUGCGCGCCAUCCUCCUUCUCCAACUCCGGCUCCGUCUGGUCCGGGCGCGGACCUGCCUGCGUCCGAGGAGCUCUAAGGUGAAAGAAAGAAAGGUGUAAAAACGACAUAAUAUAACAUUUCUUCAAAUCCACAUUAGGAUGGAUAGCUUUUGCCUCAUGGCAUCCUUUUGGCUGGCCUUGGUGGGAGGUGUAACCAGUGACAACCCUGAAGGACACAGCACCAAUCUAAGCAGCCAUGUGGAGGACUUCACCCCCUUCCCGGGGACUGAGUUCAACUUCCUGGGUACCACCCGACCCACUAAUUUGGCCCUGCCCAUCAAUGGCUCAAUGCACAGCUAUUGCCCACAGCAGACUAAAAUCACGACCGCCUUCAAGUACAUUAACACUGUGAUAUCCUGCACCAUUUUCAUCGUGGGAAUGGUAGGAAAUGCAACUCUGCUCAGAAUCAUCUACCAGAACAAAUGCAUGAGGAACGGCCCCAACGCGCUCAUAGCCAGCCUGGCCCUCGGAGACCUCAUCUACGUGGUCAUUGAUCUCCCCAUCAAUGUGUUUAAGCUGCUGGCCGGGCGCUGGCCCUUUGACCACAAUGACUUUGGAGUGUUUCUCUGCAAGCUGUUCCCCUUCCUGCAGAAGUCGUCCGUGGGCAUCACCGUCCUAAACCUCUGCGCACUCAGUGUUGACAGGUACAGAGCAGUGGCCUCCUGGAGCCGUGUUCAAGGAAUUGGGAUCCCCUUGAUUACCGCCAUUGAAAUUGUGUCCAUCUGGGUUCUGUCCUUUAUCCUGGCCAUCCCAGAAGCGAUCGGCUUCGUCAUGGUGCCCUUUGAGUACAAGGGGGAGCAGCACAGAACCUGCAUGCUCAACGCCACGUCCAGGUUCAUGGAGUUUUACCAAGAUGUGAAGGACUGGUGGCUCUUCGGGUUCUACUUCUGCAUGCCCUUGCUGUGUACGGCCGUCUUCUACACCCUCAUGACCUGUGAGAUGCUCAACAGGAGAAACGGCAGCUUGCGGAUCGCCCUCAGUGAACACCUCAAGCAGCGUCGAGAGGUGGCGAAGACUGUUUUCUGCUUGGUCGUCAUCUUCGCCCUGUGCUGGUUCCCUCUUCACUUAAGCCGCAUCUUAAAGAAGACUGCCUAUGAUGAGAUGGACACAAACCGGUGCGAACUGCUCAGCUUCCUGCUGCUCAUGGAUUACAUCGGCAUUAACCUGGCAACCAUGAAUUCUUGCAUAAACCCAAUAGCUCUGUACUUUGUGAGCAAGAAAUUCAAAAAUUGUUUCCAGUCAUGCCUCUGUUGCUGUUGUCACCAGUCCAAAAGCCUCAUGACAUCAGUCCCCAUGAACGGAACAAGUAUCCAGUGGAAGAGCCCAGACCAGAACAACCACAACACAGAGAGGAGCAGCCACAAAGACAGCGUGAACUAGCCCUCUACGGAAACACCAGCCAGUGUGUCUUCAGGUCCUCGGCGGGGGAAAUGGUCAUACAGCAGCUGGGCCUUCCAAAACCUCCUGAAUUCUCUCUUCUGGUCCCGUUUCAAGUCCAGCCUGAGAAAAGAAAAGCCCUACAGCCUUCCUCCCAACAGCAUGUCGUGGACUGGCUUCCAGCCACAGCCGCUGGGUCCGGCCCGAAUACUGUCUAUGAUUUGCCUACUAUGCCUGUCAUAUCCAACCAUUGAAAAUUACACAAGAGCUGAGAGAGAAAGGAGACCAUUCAAGGAAACCACCUGGUGUCAGCAAUCUUGGCAUGCACACAGAGUUUGCAAGUUCAUGGCCAGCUUUCAUGCAGUUCUGUGGAACAGCCAGUGAGAACUGCUCAUCACAAAACUCUAGAGCAGCGGUUCCAACCUUCUUAAUGCUGCAGCCCCUUCAUACAGUCCCUCACAUACAAUGCAGCCCCUCAACCAUAAAAUUAUUUUUGUUGCUACUUCGUAAUUCUAAUUUGACAGCUCUUAUGAGUUGUUAUAUUUAUCUGAUAUUUCUGAUGGUCUUAGUCUGCCCCUGUGAGAGGGCUGUUUGACUCCCAAAGGGAUUGAGACCAAACAGAUUGAGAACCACUGCCCUAGAGACCAUGCUGGCUUUAGUGGCACGUGCCUGUAAUCCUAGAAUUGAAGCGGUGAGGCCAGGAUGAUCGGGAGUUUGAGGUUAGCAUCAUCUACAUAGCCCAGAAAAGUCUGAGCUUCAUGAGAUUCUGUCUCAAAAAAAGUGUUUAAAGGUUAUGACAAGAUUAUUUUUUUAGGCAAGCACAUUGUGAGGUUAAAGUGUUGUGGGUUUUUUGUUUUUUGUUUUUUUUGGAAAUGUCAUUCUGUGUUAGUAUUUUAUAACUGCAUGAUACCCUAGAAAUGAUCACUUCAUAUUAUUUACAUAUACUUUGAAAAAGAAGAGGAAGAGGAGAAAAGCAUCAGAUGAGCAAUUAUGUCAUAUUUCUAUGUCAUUGUUUAUUUGAAAAACAUGAAUUCUAAAGCUGCCACAAACACAGCCACAGAGCAGUUUAAUAGCUGCUAACCAAAGAACUUUUUAAAAACCUGUAUUUUCUUUCUUUCUUUUCUUUCCUUUUUUUUUUUUUUUUUUUUUUUUGGUUUAGUUUUUCAAGACAGGGUUUCUCAGUGUAACCCUGACCCUCCUUGCUUUGUAGACCAGGCUAGCCUCUAACUCACAGAGAUCCAAGUGCUUCUGCCUUCCAAGUGCUGGAAUUAAGGACAUGUGACAUGUCAUCUGGCUUGAGCAUAUUUUUAUGUUAAAUUAAAAAUAAUAAUAAUGUUUGGGAGCUGGGUGAGAGAGCACAUGCCACAUGCUUCUUGUAACAUCUGGGAGGCUGAGGCAGGGGGAUUGUGAGUGGGAGACUGCCUGCAGGAAGCAGAGGGACUCCAUCUCUGAAUAAUAAUUAAUAAUAAUACUUAGCUCAAAUGGUUCUAUUUUUCAUAAGCCCAACCUUUUCUAAUGUGGUUUUUAACUUGAAAACGUGUCCUGCAGCUUACAUGGGGCCCUAGAGAGGCCUCUGCUGAGACUUCCAGUGCCGAGUCUCAAGCAUACCUAGGAAGAACGUGCUGAAAAGCUUCUGAGGGCCUGGAAAUUUUCUUUAAGUUCUAUAACAGUAACUCACAUAUAAUACAUACUCCCCCUUAUGCUCUCAGUUUCUCCCAAAAUGAUGACUGGCGACAAGGCUUUCCUGCUCAUUCCUUUUUCCAGACGGGAAACAAUUUCAAAGUGGCCAAAUGAGCUGGUUGUGUCGCAUGAAAUGUAGUUUCACCCGCCAUAAACCUUUAAAUCUUUGCACCUCCCUGAUUCUGAUAUGAACUCAAAUUUUCAUCCUAUCCCCAACUCCCCAGUGGUCACCAUUUCAAAGAGCCCACAGUAACUCUACUGGGCAUUUUCCCAGGUGUUUACAGACUGUGAGAAUGACAAAUAUCUUUUAUUUUGUGUGUAUAUAAAUAUAUAAAUAAUUGUAAAUGUCUUUUAGCCAAAUCUUCUGUGAUUGUCUCUAUGGAAUAUAUAUUUGUGUGUGUGUGUGUGUGUGUGUGUGUGUGUGUGUGUGUGUGUACAUGCAUGUGUCUUAGAAUGCCCUGUGUUUGUGCCAAAGCACACGUUGGGGGUGAAUUCUAGGUGAUUGUUCAUUAUGCAACCCACUCUGUUCCGUUUUUACACAUAAAAACCACAAGUGUCCAUACUUGUGACGUACUUACCAUUACAAAUUCUGGGAGGGAACAAGGCUCCAGUUAGGAUUUGUUAGGUUGGAUAUUUGACAAAGCAGUAUUCGGGGUCAUAGCAUUACCCCUGCUGAAGCAAAGAGCUUUAUACUUGGAAGUAUUACACCUUUCUCUUUAUUUCCUUGGGGUAGUUUUUUGUUCCUGUGUGUGUGUGUGGUUUUUUUACUGUUUGCACUGGGAAGUGAGCCCAGAACCUUGUAUAUGUUAGGCAGGUGCUCUGCCACUAACCUACAUCCCCAGCCAAGCAGUGUUUUGUUCUACUCCCUGACUAUGGCAAACCGGCAAGCUGCCUGAAGUUUCUGUCACAGGCCAUCAGAGAGAUUAUCAGUGAAAAGCUAGCUAGGCCAUCAGACAGAUUAUCGGUGAAAAGCUAGCUAUGUUAAAAUUUUUGCAUCAUAUUUUAUUACAUGUUAAAAAUGAAAUCAGGCUCCAGUUGUUUGAACUUCAGGACGGAGAAAUACUGUCUCUUCGCGUGUUAGAGGCCAGGUCCCACUGCGCCACUGGGUGUCACGCACACAUACAUGCCUCAAGGAAGACAUAGAUGCACACCGUUUUGCUUUGUCUUUUACAUAUGAAAUGGAUUUGUUAAAUUCAGAACAUCAUAGGUCUGAGUACAUAGGCUUCAGUGUGCAUUUUGUUUUUGGGCUGGUAACUUUAGCUCACUCAUACAAACAGUUCUAAUUUCUACCUGCCUUCACCACAUUUCCAACAAGUAACUUUGUAGAAAUGAGCCAGAAGCUAAGGGCCUGAGUUGGCAUGGCCCAUUAAACAGAAAAUAAAAGUUUA